Molecule: messenger RNA, 333 nt
Organism: Volvox carteri f. nagariensis
Lineage: Eukaryota; Viridiplantae; Chlorophyta; Chlorophyceae; Chlamydomonadales; Volvocaceae
Exons: 3
Coding region: 1-333 (110 amino acids)
Source: RefSeq, a predicted model, not a curated record
AUGGCUAGGCACUUAGGGUUCACGACUAUUUGGUGUUCAAAUUUCAAGACUCCGCUGCCGCCGUCUAGAUUAUUUUCGUACGCGUCUGUGUACGCUAGUGCUUUGGACUUCUUCCUGCCUCGGCGAGGACUGUCAACUCUACGUUUCCGCAAAGCCAGUCGACCCAUCAGUGCACGCCAUAUGCGCGCUCCGUGUACCUCACGCCGUAGGAAGGCCUACGCUGCUGUCCCUGUCAGUGGCAGCUCUUGCGGCCGUUCCUCUGGAUGCGUGCUGGGAGAUCUCACGGCCACGCGGCGCUGCAUGUUCCAGGACCUCACGUUCUGGAGCAUGUAG